Messenger RNA from Oncorhynchus mykiss (rainbow trout), 2382 nucleotides. It is a transcript of the gene galk2, whose product is annotated as galactokinase 2. Gene Ontology annotation, molecular function: ATP binding; galactokinase activity. Gene Ontology annotation, cellular component: cytosol; cytoplasm. NCBI's taxonomy places the organism in Eukaryota, Metazoa, Chordata, Actinopteri, Salmoniformes, Salmonidae. Gene Ontology annotation, biological process: galactose metabolic process; carbohydrate phosphorylation. The record is from RefSeq and is a predicted model, not a curated record.
GCCUUGCUGCGCAGCGUGAACAUGAGAGGGAAUCGUGAUUCCUUUGAACUGGUCCCUUUUCCUACUCUUCCGUAUUGUUUCGUUUUGUUACAAUGAAUGUGUUUGCAGCUGAUCUAGAAACAGUUACUUUGUUUAACAGAAAGCGUUUGAGGUAGCGAUUUUUGGUGGGUAGAGCUGGUCGUAGAUCAGCUUUUCAAUAAUAUCCGGGACUCUCGUGUGACAGUCAGCUGAUAUAGUAUUAGGUGUGUUUCUAUAUAUUUUUUCCCCUCAGUACAGUACUCCAGAUAGAUCUAGUUGCAAUUAGAUUUGGUGAUUUAACAAUAGUCUAAAACCAACCGGUAAGAACUGGUAUUUGGUUUGAAAAAAUGGCAGCACACCCGCCAAAGACAAAGAUUCUGAUAAGUGCAAAUAAAAGGUUGCAAAACCUGAAAGAGGCCUUCGAGAAAAAGUAUGGAGAAGCACCUCUUUUUUACGCACAAGCUCCUGGAAGAGUCAAUCUAAUAGGAGAACACAUUGACUACUGUGGUUAUGCUGUGCUCCCAAUGGCUAUUGAGCAGAGUAUUCUUGCUGCGGUCACUGUCAAUGAUUCCAAGAAAAUCAACCUGGCCAACACAGAACCUAAAUACAAGGACUUUACAGUCUCUUCAGAAGAUAUGGAGAUAGACAAGGACAAUCCUCAGUGGUACUAUUACUUUCUCUGUGGGGUGAAAGGGAUUCAGGAGCACCUAGGGAAGGUUCCUCUGUCUGGGAUGAAGUGUGUUGUGGACGGGACCAUCCCGGCUAGCUCAGGCCUGUCCAGCUCCAGUGCCCUGGUCUGCUGUGCUGCGCUCCUCACUAUGGAGGUUAACCACAAGUCCCUCAACAAGGUGGCGCUGGCAGAGAUUUCAGCCAAGUGUGAGCGCUACAUUGGCACUGAGGGUGGGGGCAUGGACCAGUCCAUCUCAUUCCUGGCAGAGGAAGGAACUGCCAAGCUGAUCGAGUUCCAACCUCUGCGGGCGUCUGACGUACGUCUCCCUGAGGGAGCAGUGUUCGUUAUCUCUAACUGCUGCGUUGAGAUGAACAAGGCUGCUACCUCUCACUUCAACAUCCGGGUGGUCGAGUGUCGGAUAGCCACCAAGAUGUUGGCGAAGGCUCGGGGGCUGGAGUGGGGCCGGCUGCUGAAACUGUCCCAGGUGCAGACAGAGCUGGAGGCCUCUCUGGAGGAGAUGCUGCGGCUGGUGGCUGAGGUGCUGCACCCUGAGCCCUACAGCAGAGAGGAGGUCUGCAAGGCCCUGGGAAUCACCACAGAACAGCUCUGUACAGACCUCCUUAGCCCCAACACACAGCACGUGGCCCAGUUCAAGCUGUACCAGCGGGCCAGGCAUGUAUACGGCGAGGCGGCACGGGUCCUGCGGUUCAAGAGCGUGUGUGAUGAAGCUCCCACCGCCCCGAACGCCGUGCAGCGUCUAGGAGACCUGAUGAAGCAGAGCCAUGCCAGCUGCAGAGACCUGUACGAGUGCAGCUGUCCAGAACUGGACCAGCUGGUAGAGAUAUGUCUGCAGUCUGGUGCGGUGGGAUCCCGGCUGACCGGAGCAGGCUGGGGGGGCUGUGCUGUCUCCAUGGUCCCCACUGACAAGGUGGAGUCUUUCCUAAAGAGCGUCAGAGAGUUGUACUACACGGCAGACCCACGCAGAGCCGAGCUAGAGAAACACAGUCUGUUUGUCACCAAGCCUGGUGGAGGGGCGGCCAUUUUCCUUGAAGACUGAAAUAAAAAAAAUGCUUCUCUUUACAAUUUUGAGGUGAAAUGUCUUCCUUGCCGUUUCACCUUUUCAGUAUUUUUAUACUAUUAUUUUAGUCGUGACUCUAUGACUAAUUCUCAUGCCAAAAUGACACAGUUGAUGAUUCUGGAAUUUCAAGGGCAAUGAUAAUCAAAGCUAGUCUGCUCCCAGAUUUGUUGUCUCCUUCUGUAGCCUGGUCCCAGAUUUGUUGUCUCCUUCUAUAGCCUGAUCCCAGAUUUGUUGUCUCCUUCUAUAGCCUGAUUCUAGAUCUGUUUGUCCUCUUGCCAACUUCAUUGCUUAAUUUUCAAGCCAAACAUGACAAGAAGUUGGCAUGACAGCACAAAAAGACUGGCACUAUUUCAUAGGGGGAAAAAUGUAGACAUUUUAUAAUUUGGAACUCAAGUUAUAACUAGUUUUAAAACUAAUGAUUCAAGAUCAACUUCUUUACAAGAAAGGGGACUUUUCUUUUAUUCUGUGAGUGUAAUGAUUUCAGUUGAAACGGGACAGCGCUAUCUAUAUAAAGUACAAUACUUUUCCACACAGUGCAGUACUACAUUCCUUCCAUUGCUGUGUGUGUUUGUGUUGUAUGUUUUGAAGGAAUUAAGAAGUAAAAAGGCUUUUGUUU